Molecule: messenger RNA, 3496 nt
Organism: Ceratina calcarata
Lineage: Eukaryota; Metazoa; Arthropoda; Insecta; Hymenoptera; Apidae
Product: TWiK family of potassium channels protein 7
Exons: 6
Coding region: 1522-3141 (539 amino acids)
Biological process (GO): stabilization of membrane potential; potassium ion transmembrane transport
Cellular component (GO): plasma membrane
Molecular function (GO): potassium ion leak channel activity; outward rectifier potassium channel activity
Source: RefSeq, a predicted model, not a curated record
UCAUGGAGACACUCUUGAAAUUCACUCCGCGCCGUUCUUUAAGUUUCUAUUUUCCUCGCUAACAGAAAGAAAAAGAAAGUCGACUACUCGUGUAGCGGAUUGCGCCUUUGCCUGUACCGACACGGACGUCGCAGUGCCACGGUUUCCGUUCGUGAUACCGCAUCGGCGAGUACCUCUAAUCGAUAAGGUCUCGAGCCUAGCCCUGCCGAAUGCCACACGCUCGAUGCGUUUCCCCGGAAGUGUGUAUCGGUCUCCUCUCUCCUCGGCCGUCGAGGUUUUUUCCACACGACGACGGUUCGAUCGGAACGAACAAAGGGAAUUGAUACAUCGCGAAGGAUCAUCGGAUCGCGAAAACUCCGUUCUCUUCAGAACGCGUCUUCUCGGCUCAGGAAACGUUAAAAUUGAAAACUGGCUUUCAAGGCUCAUAAAGCAGAAUUAUGCGGCGCAUAAUGCCGACCGGAAUUCUUUAAUAAGAUCGAGUUCGACGUUAUUGCACCGGCGCGGCGGCGCCUAUAAAUAUCCCUUAAACGUAUGCGUACCUUAAGAGGGCAAUAUUCCCCCGAAAACGAGGGAACCGAACUUUUCGAUUUCGAUCGAAUCUCCUCGAUGGAGAGCUUCAUCCCGAGAUAGAACUAAUAUCCCAGAAAAUAUUUCAAACAUCGAUUUUGUCCAGAGAAUUCCGGUCCGCGUUCCAGUCGGGACCGCGUGCCAUCCCCUUUAAAAGAAAAAAAGGGGAGAGGGGUGAAGGAAAAAUGACGGAGGCGCAUAAAAUCGAAUGCUUGUCCGAUCCUGCGAAAUCCUUCCGCGAUCUACCCCCGUUCGACGACCUUCCGACCAACGACCAUCUUCUAAGAGGAUAACGAAAUUUCUUCGGAGACUGUGAUCCGAGUGUCAAUUCGGCGACGAUCGUUUCAUUUCUAUAUCCACUCGAAUAUCGGUGAAGGUGUACGCGAGCGAACAUAUCUUGCCUUUGCGUGAAAAUAUCUACCGGAUCUGGUGCUUCGCGCGGUGUGAUGGAGUGUUUCAUGCCGCAUAUCGUUCGCGACGAAAGAUCCGACACCUGGUGGAUUUCCGUUCGCGCGACGAAGUUGAGGACAAUAGAUUCGAGGAGAUCGCGACGACGGUCACCUCGGAGAAAAUCGUCGAGGGAACUAGCCACGAUCGACGCAACUAAAUAGAUUUCAAUUAUUCGUAACUGGCAGUUAGUAGAUACGAGAGUCGAGGGAGACGCUUUAUUCCGAAAGGCGACAAAGGUUACAACUUGCGCGCGAGAUCGGGCGUCGAUGGAGCACGAAGGAGAUUAGAAGACCCAGUCCCCUCUUAUCUCCCUAUUUCUCUUCCUCGCCAUUGGUCCGCCGUUAUCAGCAGGCGAGCUGACAAAUGCGAACGACAGGCCGCGUUAAGAUACCGUUCGACAAAUGAGAGUCACUGUACGGUUGCGGAAUUGGGUGAUCCGGUAGGAAGAAGAGAACGUUCGAAAAAAAGGAUCCGAGAGAGUGAAUCAAAAGGGGACGGGGCAGGAUGGAGAAGGACAGUACGAGACAUUACAGAGCGUACGAGGGCUUCAAGCCCGCGAACAAUGGCAAUACAUCGUCCUUGAAGCGGUCGACGUCGGAUCGCUCGAAAACACAUCCAUCGAGACAAGUGAGAUGCCUGUGCUUCGGCGGUGUGCCGGACAAGGCCAGCCACCACUCGUUCCUCAAGGGUUGUAUUAUAAACCUUGGCAUUUGCGCCCUGCUCGUCGCUUACAUUUUGCUCGGCAGCUUCAUCUUCCUCGCCAUCGAGGGCGGCGCUACCGACGACGUUGAGAUACAACAAAGGACACUUGCCACCACAAUAGCCGGGAAUCAGCCCACCAACAACAGACGGAACACCACCGCUUCGCUGAAGCAGGUGAGCUUCGAAGCCCGAUCGAAAACCGUGGAGAACAUAUGGCUAAUCACGGAGAGUUUGAACGUCCUUUACCGUGAGAACUGGACAAGGCUGGCUAUCCGGGAAAUCGAACGUUUCCAAGAUCAGCUGGAGAACAUGGUGGCCACGCAGAAUACCGGGACGUACGUUGCAAGUUCUUCCAGCGACCCGGUGACAGACCGACAACCGCCCGGAUACGAGUGGAACUUUGCCAAAGCGUUCCUCUACUCCCUAACGGUGGUCACAACAAUCGGUUGCGGUAGUAUAGUACCGAAAACAACAUGGGGCAAGGUAGCAACCACGGCUUACGCCAUCCUCGGUAUUCCCUUGACUUUGGUUUACCUCGCAAGUGCCGGAGGCCUUUUAUCCAGGUGUGCGAUGGGCGUUUUUACGCGUGCCCUCUGUUGCUGCCUUUGUUCUAAUUGCGGCUAUUGUUGCUACGAUGAGAAACGAAUGGAGGAGAAAGAGAGGCGGAUGAGGAAGAAGAGACAACAGGAGGAAUUGGCGCAGCAGCAGCAGCAACUGCAGUUGCAGGAACCCUUUUACGUCCGGGCGAACGCGUCAACGUUUACGAGCACAGUGGAAAUUAAGACCAGCCCGAAGGACGAGGUGUCGAGUCUUGGUUCCGGUGACAGACCCAAUGUCACCAUACUCGCACCAAUCAGCAUUUGUGUGGGCGCGAUGCUCUGCUACAUCGUCGCCGGGGCUUUUACUCUGCACAAGUUAGAAGGCUGGUCCUUUAUGGAUGCGAGUUACUUUUGCUUCAUGAGCCUGAGCACGAUCGGGUUCGGCGAUAUGGUACCCGGUUCCUAUCCGCGGCAGAGCCUGUACGAGACGCGGAACGUGACCAUUUGGUUCUGCUCGUUCUACCUGAUGUCCGGGAUGACAUUGACGGCGAUGUGCUUCAACAUACUUCACAUCGAGAUCGUCCACAGGCUGAGCCAUCAACCGCUGAGCCAUCAACUGGAAAAACAGGAGCCGGUGAAGGCCAGUCCGAGCGUCGACGAAUUGAACGGCACCGAGGAGAACGAUAUCUGUGGAACGGAACCGCCGACCAGCUUGUUCGCCCACGAGAACGAAAUCAAUAUCCUAAAGGACACUUUCAAUCAGGUAGACGUGACUAGGGACUGCAAGCCGAUCUUGAAGCUCGAGGAUCACGUGCCGUCGAUUCCUGGUGCGUACAUGUUGCCGAAGGUUGACGAGGAAGCCGAGGAGAACACCGAGAUGUAGGACUUUAUCCUCUCGUACGUUUGAUACAGGUAACGGAAGUGAAGGAUGAAUAUGUGUGUUAGUGCGGUGGGACAGAGACGCUCUCCUUGUGGGAUACAAACAGUGCCCGAAUGGAUAAAUAUCCGUACAUGUUACAAAGAGAGAGGUAAUCGUUCCAUUGCUAACGUAAGACAGUGCGCGUUUUAACGUACGAUGAGAGAAUUGAAUAAACACGUAUUAUUUUGUGUUCAUCGUUGAUAUUGAGGACUGAUCUCGUUGGAAAACGGUAACUGACAGCUUUUAUAUGUUUUUUCAUAAGGUCUCUUUUUUAACGGGGAACCGAUCCUUCACGAAUUAGAAUUCUUCGAUCUGAAAA